GGACUGCGCGGAUGUGCAGGCUGGUCUGGAUCCAUGCUUGUCGCAAACCAAUUAUGUUGGUUUUGUCGUGACGCGGCUCAUAUAUCGUUAUCACAUCCGGUGAAGUGAUUGCCUUUUAUACGAGUGUUUAGUAGUCAGAGGAUAACUGUUGUCAUAUUUUUCUCUUUCUUUAUUUUUGAAGAAUUCUUUAAUAGAAAAUUGCCAAGUGUUUGCGAAAAUGUAGAACAAACAAGCUAGUAGUUCUCCCUUUUGCGUUAAAACGCUCAGUUUAAAUAUUUUACAGAAACAAAUAAAUUGAAACACAUUUUAUAGGGAACACCUCACGAGCGUUGCCGAAAAUCUAUCGAAGAUCUAUAUGUGCAUUAAUUGUAUAUGACAGGUUAAUAAAAUCAAACAGUCCGAGGUUAUUGUGAAUAAUAGCCGAGGAAUUCGGAUUAGGCCAAACAAUAAUGAUAAAUUAUUUCCUGUUUCGAGUAAUAAUUUGCCCCUUCUUAUUUCCCCCUCCGUGAUAACGCUUUGUUUACAUAUUUUUAAUGUAAAAUUUAUGAUUUUAAAACGGUUCAAACAUGUGAAACAAACAUCGUUCUUGGUGUCUGUUCAUGCAAUGAACAAUAGGCGAAAUAUCGCCCCCGAAACUCUUAGGGUCCAGACCAGAAUAGUUUUGUAUCAAAAUAGAAAUCCGAAAAACUAGAUCAGACUGCUGAGACAUUAACUUUAAAGUCCCAAAACUGUAACUUACCCCACCUUCCUGCCCCCACCCUUCCCCGGAAUUUGUAAAUAUUUGUCCAUUCCCAAACUAUAUAUAUGGUGCCUCAUAUAUACAGUUGUUAUGUGCAUAAUACAGUUCUUAUUGCCAUUUUGAAGUUAUAUAUUUACAUUAUCAAAUAUGUUUCGUAUGUUUUGAAGAAGGAAAAUGUUUAUUUUCAAGCAUACAAUGUAUUAAAUAUAACAAUGGAAAAGAUCGUUUUGUAUAUGAAUUUAUGCAAUUAUUAAAACAUAUUUUAGCUGCAGUUAUGCAUUGUUAAAGUUAAACAUAGCAUCUGAAUAUAGUGUUACAUAUAUAUCUACUUCUUAUUCGCCCUAUGCAUUAUCAGAUCCAAAGCAUGCAAAAUUAAAGUUAUUAAACGCCUCAGCCUUUUAUAUAUUAUAUAGAAAGAUUGUCACUGAUUAAGCUUUUUUCUGCUCUCUUUUCAGAACUUCAAUGCGAUCUGAUUAAAUUCUACAGAAAAAGGUGUAGUUCAAUACCUCUCUCACCGCUUCUUGAAGAAAAAGAGACACCUCUAGCUGGGUUCUACGUGAUGCCAGAUAUAGUCGCCGUAAAGCAGAAGUCCGAAAUUUGUCAUGAAGAGGAGAGAACACCGAUCAAGUCUUUGGGUGACCUUUUCUCAACUGAAAGUGAGGAUCAGCAAGAAAUCUAUUUAUUAGCUGACGCAGGCUUUGGAAAAACUGCUUUUUCAAAAUAUCUUGCAAUAGCGUGGUGUCAAGCUCAUUGUCCAGACGAACAAUGCGAUGCUAAUAAGUGUUUUGAGGAUAAUGAGUUAAAAGCUCUAUCUAAGUUUGAGUUCUUAUUUUUGGUUUUCUUAAGAGAUCAUACCUCUGUUUCUCACAUUGACGAUAUGAUUAGACAGCAAUUUUCUUUGUAUCUUCCUUCAUUGAAAUCGCUAGAUGAAAGUUCAUGUAAAGCAAAACUAAAUGAAGUUUUAAGUAGAGAAAAAUGCUUGCUUAUAUUGGACGGUCUCGAUGAAUGGAAUCACCCAGGUAAAAGUUGUAGCGAAGUAACAGCAGAAAUCCCACAUAGGUGCGUACGUGAUAACUGUGUGAUCUUAACGACAACUCGACCGUGGAAGCUUGGAGUUUCAAAUCUCAAAACAAGUCAAAUGGACAAAAAAGUAGAAUUGGUUCAAUUAAGUGCAGAUUCUACGCGGCAACUAGAAGAAAAUGCUAUAAGGAAAAUGACCGGUGUCCAUGACGAUAGAGUAUUGCAGAGUAAAAGACAGGACUUUAAUAAAUUGAUACGUGACCGUCGCCUAGAGCACAUGCAAGUGAUUCCACUCCUCCUCAUGUAUAUAGUUUGCCUAUGGUGUAACAACAUUCCUAUAGGAAAUUCAAAACAUGAAAUUUACACCAAUAUCAUUGAAUUUCUAUUAUCGAGAACGUCAAAGAAACACCCGGAAGUUCAACCAUCUCGUGAAUCGUCUGCCAGUGAAAUUCCAGAUUACUUCAAAAGUCAUGAAUUUUGUAAAAAGUUUUACAGUCUUAUAACAUCAUUAGCAGAACUAGCUUACCAAACAUUAUUUAACGAAAACAGAGAAAACACGCUUGUAUUUGAUAGAACGGUUGCUGAAAAAUAUCUCAAAGCAGACGACAUGAAAUUAAGUCUUCUCUCAGGAAUACUGUCAGAAAGUAGAAGUAAAACUUUAAUCAAAGAAAUUAUCAAAGUAUCGUUUUCUCACAAAACAGUGCAAGAAUUCUUUGCCGCCAUAUUUAUAAGUUCUCAAAGUGACGCUCAGAAAAUUGUUGUAGAAAAAUGUAGAAAUGUUCAAGACAUUCUGGACAUGUCAAAAAUUUGUGAAUUUAUAAGUAAAAUGAAUGCUGACCUGGUGUGUGCAAUAUCAAAUGAUUUGAUGUCUGUGAUAAAUGAAGACGAGAAAACACGCGACUAUAGAACUAGGACAGGUUACGAGUACAUGUACAAUAAUCCAUUGUAUAACAUACAGAAAAUGUUCAUGUCGUGUUUACAAGAAAUGCCUGAAAGUGAAAAUAUUCAAUUAUGUUUACAAGAUUUCUUCAUUGAAGGGAACACCGACGUGCACAGUGAGCAGUUACAACGUUUAUUAAACCAAAAUAAAACCAACAUAAAAUCACUUAAUAUAGCAACCCUGAUUACUUCCAGCAGUUUACGUGAAAUUAUAGAUUUAUUCUCUCUCACAGAUCUUAGUCAUAUACAGAAACUUGUCUAUUGUGGUGACAAGAAGGAGGCUGAGAUAAGUCGGAUAUUAUUUCCCAGUUUACAGUCCGUUACUUUGUUGCUUGGUACAUGGAGAAAUGAUGAAGAAAAUCUGAAUGAAAACAUGGCGCGAUGUCAAAACUUACAAUAUUUAGAUAUUAGACUCUUCACGUUAUCUCACAAAAUACUGGAAACAAUUUUCAAUUUUAUCUCAGGUCAAAAAUCAAUGAAAGAGUUAACAUUGAUCUGCUUAUACUGUAAAGAACAUGGCCGCCAUGAUUGUAAGAGAUUGAACUUGGACUUGUCUCAACAUUCAACUCUAUCAAAGUUACACUUGGAGAAGUUACCUUGGAGGCUACAACUGAAUAUAUCAACACCGUCAUUAGUUGCUGUUACGUUGUCGGACAUCAAUCUAGAUGAAAGUUCAUUGUUACUGCCACGUGACAUGGUGAAUAUUGAAUGUGUGGAGUUGGAGUAUAUAGAAAUGCCUGCAGGAAGUUUACAGAACUUAAAAACCGUGCUGGAAAAUCUGCCGCAGUCAGUUACAGUAGCGAUGAAAGCCAUUAAACCGGAAACAGAAUAUGACCGUGUUAGAGAAAAUAUUCGGAGAUCACAAACUUUUCAUGUGAUACAAGAAGACUGGAGGCAGCCAUUUGAGUUCAAAACAAUAAAACCAAGCAAAGAAUAGACAAGAAAAAACAUUGUGAAAUAAAUUGAAGAAGUUACUUCAAUAAUUUUAAAUAAACAAAACAAUUUAAAUAUGGACAUUUAGAAACAAAAUGGCGGUUCUUCGAACUACAUUAUAGUCUUCAAUUAGGACAUACAUGUAAUAUACGUUUCCAAUUAAAACAUUAAUUGACAAUUGAUUAUAGAUUUAAAAAAUAACUGAUAUAAAUAAUUCAUGGAAGUUUUUUACAAGUUUUUUACGGAACUUAAUGGAUAUAAAAGUUGGACAAGGAUAUGGAAAUAUUUCACAGCGGCAUUGGAUCAUCAUGCAAAACCUCUUGUGACGUUUACCAUUAUGAUUUGUGUGGUGAUAGAUCAAUUUUAUUGGGAUGAUUGGAUAUGUUUUGAACAACUUCUUUGGAAACAGAAGUUUCAUGUUUCUUGCAUGUCAAG
Molecule: messenger RNA, 4066 nt
Organism: Ruditapes philippinarum (Manila clam)
Lineage: Eukaryota; Metazoa; Mollusca; Bivalvia; Venerida; Veneridae
Exons: 2
Coding region: 1299-3635 (778 amino acids)
Source: RefSeq, a predicted model, not a curated record